AUGGACGGAAUCAUAGAAGAAGACUUUUUAGCCGUCAUAACCAUGAAGGACCAUGCGAGAGGUUGUGAUUUUAUGGACGCUCUGAAAGAAUUUGUCGAAAAGUACGGUAUACCUGUGAGUAAAUUGAUAUCAGUGUGUACUGAUGGUUGUCCGUCAAUGUUGGGUGCAAAUAAUGGUCUUAUUGCCUUAAUGAAGAGAGAAUGGAAUCUACCUAAUUUGCUGCCCAUUCACUGUUUGCUGCAUCAAGAAACCUUGGCAUGUCGAAUUUCUAAUAAUAAAUUGAACGAUGUCAUGAAUACUGUCAUAAACUUAAUCAAUUACAUUCGCGCGCGUGAACUAAAGCACCAAAAAUUUAACGACCUACUUGAGGAAUUACAAGCUAAUUAA
Messenger RNA from Parnassius apollo (apollo), 387 nucleotides. The record is from the annotation of a GenBank genome assembly. NCBI's taxonomy places the organism in Eukaryota, Metazoa, Arthropoda, Insecta, Lepidoptera, Papilionidae.